GCGGGGGCGUUGGGCGCGGCCGGGGCUGGGAGCGUGGAGGACCCCAGGACCCGACCGGGCCGAGGCCUCCAGCCUCGCUCUCCACUGCAGCCAGGGAGCAGCUUAAGACGCGAGUCACGUGACAUCACCCGUCCGCUUAGCAGGGCUGCCAUGGGCUCGGUGGGCAGCCAGCAACUCCAGGAGCCCAGCGUGGCGAGCACGCCGCACAGGAGCGUGGUGAGGAGCUCCAGCUUCAGCAGCGGCCAGCUGGAGGAGGUGGUGGCAGGGGUCGCCCAGGCCCAGGGCAGUAGGGCCAGGGGCAUCCCGAUUUUCACGGACUCUGAGGGGCCGGCACCUGAUGACCGCUACCACGCCAUCUACUUCGCAAUGCUCCUGGCCGGCGUGGGCUUCCUGCUGCCGUACAACAGCUUCAUCACCGACGUGGAUUACCUGCACCACAAGUACCCAGGGACCUCGAUUGUGUUUGACAUGAGCCUCACCUACAUCCUGGUGGCGCUGGUGGCUGUGCUCCUGAACAACGCGCUGGUGGAGAGACUGAGCCUGCACACGAGGAUCACCGCGGGCUACCUCUUGGCCUUGGGCCCCCUCCUCUUCAUCAGCAUCUGCGACGUGUGGCUACAGCUCUUCUCUCAUGACCAGGCUUAUGCCGCCAACCUGGCUGCGGUGGGCACCGUGGCCUUCGGCUGCACAGCAAUCCAGCUUCUACGGGUACACGGGGAUGCUGCCCAAGAGGUACACGCAAGGGGUGAUGACGGGGGAGAAGUCCUCUGUGAUGUGAGGAGCACGUGCCACACUCUGAGCGUGGGGCUCGAGUGUCUCGCAGCGUCUGCAAGGCAUGCGUUUCGUGUGUGCGUGUGUGUGCAGGGGCAGCUCAUCUACGCCCGUGACGUCAGGCGCCGGCCCUCAGCAUCGAGCUCUCCUCAGAGCCCCACCCCCACUGGGCAACUCAGACUCCCUUUCCCAAGCCCAAGGCGUCAUCCCACCGGCCCCCGCUCAGUGAAGGGCACCCCCUUGCUCACACCUGAGACCUACCCGACACCCAGUUCUCCAAGUCCCUGCAAGUCGUGUGGACCUGCCCUCCGGGGUGACCCCUGCGCCCCAGCCCCGGUCCGAGCAGCCCACUCCCCCUCUUGUCUUGCUGCCCUCCAGCACAGGGGCCGCCCCACCCUCAGCCCAGCCGCAAGCACUUCGGAGCACCUCGUCCAGAUGUCCUCAGUCUUCCUUCCGGGCCUGGAUGGGCCAGGCUCAGCCGUGCUGUGGGGCAGGACUCAGGUGGACUCUGGGCUGAAACGACCCAUGCUCAUUUCUCCCCUUUGGGGGUACUCUGUACCCUCUACGUACGGCACGGCGGGCGUGAUGGUCUCCCUGAGCCGCAUCCUCACGAAGCUGCUGCUGCCCGACGAGCGGGCCGGCACGCUCAUCUUCUUCCUGGUCUCCGCGGGCCUGGAGCUGCUCUGCUUCCUGCUGCACCUGCUGGUGCGGGGCAGCCGCUUCGUGCUCUACCACACGGCGCGGCCCCGGCCCGGCCGCAGGGCCGGCUACCGCGUGCACCACGACGUGGCCGCCGAGGACGUGCACUUUGAGCACCAGGGCCCGGGCCUGGCCAACGGCGGGUCCCCGAAGGACAGCCCAGCCCACGAGGUGACCGGCGGCGGGGGAGCCUACACGCGCUUUGAUGUGCCUCGGCCGAGAAUCAGGCGCAGCUGGCCCUCCUUCCGAGCCCUGCUGCUGCACCGCUACGUGGUGGCCCGCGUCAUCUGGGCGGACAUGCUCUCCAUUGCCGUGACCUACUUCAUCACGCUGUGCCUGUUUCCGGGUCUCGAGUCCGAGAUCCGCCACUGCAUCCUGGGCGAGUGGCUGCCUAUUCUCAUCAUGGCCGUGUUCAACCUCUCUGACUUCGUGGGCAAGAUCCUGGCGGCGCUGCCCGUGGACUGGCGGGGCACCCACCUGCUGGCCUGCUCCUGCCUCCGUGUGGUCUUCAUCCCCCUCUUCAUCCUGUGCGUCUACCCCAGCGGCACGCCCGCCCUCCGCCACCCGGCCUGGCCCUGCGUCCUCUCCCUGCUCAUGGGCACCAGCAACGGCUACUUCGGCAGCGUGCCCAUGAUCCUGGCGGCGGGCAAAGUGAGCCCCAAGCAGCGGGAGCUAGCAGGGAACACCAUGACCGUGUCCUACAUGACGGGGCUGACGCUGGGCUCGGCCGUGGCCUACUGUACCUACAGCCUCGCGCGGGACGCCCACGGCAGCUGCCCCGACCGCUCCGCCGCCAACGCCUCCUUCCCCACUGGCCUCUGAGCCAGGCCUGGGCCCCCGGCCCUGCCCAGGGAGGGCUGCCGGGGCCCUUUCCCACCCCUGCCUGCAGUGCCUGCGGGGCCCCGGCCUCCUCCCUGUGCCAACACCGCCACCCUCUCUGGGCCCACCUGCCCUCACCCCGGCCCCAAGGUUCUGCCGAGUUCUCGGAGGCCUGGACGUGUGGCUGCCCCAGGGUCCCGCCAGCACUGCUCCGCGUCCCGUCUCACGCCGCCCUUUGCCACCUGCGUGUGUCUGGUGGUCCCAGCGCCAGCCAGGACACUGACACACCACCAGCUGGUGUCCCCUUCUGGUGACCCUCACCCGGCUCUGCUUUGAGGGCCCCAUGGCCCCAGCCACACCGUCCUCAGCACCUCCUUCACUGGGGACCCCUCGCCCCCAGGCCUCCCCCAUCCCCGUUCUUAAACGCUGGGUCUCCCCAGCGAAAUGCGUUUGCCAUGAAGGAGCUGUAAGCUCUGGGUCGGAAUGGUUUCAGACCGCGGUCUGCGCUGGCCUUUCUGCACCCACCCCAUGCCAGCACCCCCCGUGCACCCUGGUACCCACCUGAUGCCACAGGCCCGGGGGUCUGUGCCUGCCUGGGGACCCCCGAUGACUUCUCCAGAUCGUCCGCCUGUGAUACAGGAGGCGGACGGUUCGGGGGCCGCAAAGCAGGGCCUACACCCUGGCUAAAGUCAACCUGUGACCUAGGCCUUGAGCUCUGUCCAGGGAGGCCCAAGGAGGGACAGACAUGCCGGAGUCCCUGGCAAGUAGGA
Molecule: messenger RNA, 3059 nt
Organism: Physeter macrocephalus (sperm whale)
Lineage: Eukaryota; Metazoa; Chordata; Mammalia; Artiodactyla; Physeteridae
Gene: SLC29A4
Product: solute carrier family 29 member 4
Exons: 13
Coding region: 151-2292 (713 amino acids)
Biological process (GO): nucleoside transmembrane transport
Cellular component (GO): plasma membrane
Molecular function (GO): nucleoside transmembrane transporter activity; monoamine transmembrane transporter activity
Source: RefSeq, a predicted model, not a curated record